Pseudogymnoascus verrucosus is the source of this 1971-nucleotide messenger RNA. RefSeq lists its product as uncharacterized. The record is from RefSeq and is a predicted model, not a curated record. NCBI's taxonomy places the organism in Eukaryota, Fungi, Ascomycota, Leotiomycetes, Thelebolales, Thelebolaceae. Gene Ontology annotation, molecular function: nucleotidyltransferase activity; tRNA binding; double-stranded RNA binding. Gene Ontology annotation, biological process: regulation of translational fidelity. The transcript has a single exon. The coding region runs from base 128 to 1732 and encodes 534 amino acids. Gene Ontology annotation, cellular component: cytoplasm.
CAGUACUCUCAGACCCCGCCUCUUAGUUUGCUUGAAGUUAUCCGAAAGUGACAGUACAAGACGAAAGAUGCUCACUGCCGCGACUGUCUUUGCCCUUCGAAUCCGUGGAGCUGGCACUGUUCCCUAGAUGCUCAACCUCUGGACGCACAGGAAUCUAUUGUCAAAUUCAUCGAGGAUAUACUUUCGCUCAAGAACACAAAUCAUAUAUUCCCUUCGCCAUCACUGUGCAAUGCAUUCUCAAGCCACCAUGGAUCGACCUCACCAAAGCGAGUCUGCCUCAGGCAGAAGCUCCUUAAACCCCGUUCAAAAUCAACCAAGUGUCAAACCAGAUGGGUGUAGAGAGACAGUGGUUCUCAAGGUCGGCCCGCAUAAAUUCGGCGAGUUUCUACAGACGGCCGAUGUAAGAUCGAGACUCAAAACAUGGACAGUGGAUAGCGACAACUCCGACACUAUGCGGCACAUGGAGACUGCGGCAAAGGCUAUACGUGAUGGUAACUAUCCAGUUGCCUUCCCAACAGAAACAGUAUACGGCCUGGGCGCAAACGCAAGAGACGGCAGAGCAGUCCAAGGGAUUUACAAAGCGAAAGGUAGGCCGUCAGAUAAUCCUCUGAUUGUCCAUAUAUCCGACCUUGACAUGUACACGGAAAUGGCGAAAGGCUUGAUAAUGUCACAAGAGACGAGCCUUUAUGUGGCUCGCUACAACGAGCUUAUAAAUAAGUUCUGGCCGGGUCCGCUCACUCUACUUUUCCCGAAACCGCCGAAUUACCUCGCUCCGGAAGUCACUGCUGGACUGGACACGGUUGGCCUACGUAUGCCUGAUUCUGCUCUUGCGCGGACCCUAAUCAAGUUGUCUGGCGUUCCGGUCGCAGCUCCAUCAGCAAACUCGUCAACUAAGCCGUCCCCGACUGCUGCGAAGCACGUAUUCCAUGACUUGAAUGGGAAGAUCCAGUAUAUCUUGGAUGGCGGGCCUUGCAACAUUGGUGUCGAGAGCACAGUGGUUGAUGGACUUCGAGAUCCACCGCUUAUCCUUCGCCCCGGUGGACUCAGCAUCGAUGAUAUCAGAGAGUGCCCUGGGUGGGAGAACGUACAAAAAGGCUAUAAAGAUGAGAGCGAAAUCGGAGGGUCUGCGCCCCGUGCUCCUGGUAUGAAGUAUAAGCAUUAUAGCCCGAACGCCACAGUUAUAUUGUGCGAAGACGGGUUUUCCCCAACUCCACAAUCAACACCUGGCAUGAAGUUUCUUGAUCUAGGCCACAUAAAGAAAUCCGGUGACGAACAGCAGUCAGAAAAAGAUGAAUCCGCUACAGAGGCUCCACCCACUAACCUCAACGUUGGCAUACUACGUACCAAGCACUGGAAUAAAUGGCUGGGUUGGGAAGGAAAUCUGGGCGGAGAAGGCACCAGAAUUUUAGAGCACUAUAAGAACGGGACGGCCACAAUCAAUGGUCAGGCGGAAUUGGACUACUCUACAGCUAAACUGUUUCACUGCGAUGGUGCAGAUUCUUUCUGUAUCAAACUUGUGGAUGUUCAUCUUGGCCGCGAUACCCAAACAAUAGCAAGUGGAUUGUUUGCCGCGCUUAGGGAGAUGGACAAGCGCGGCGUGGAUGUUAUCUUUGUUGAAGGAAUCGAAGAAGAUGGCGGUGGUAUCGCAGCGGCGGUUAUGAAUCGAGCGAGGAAGGCUGCGUCGGAGCGAUGGGGGCAAAACGAGAAAGGAAUAACGAAACAUAUUAACUGAUUGGGAUAGAAUUGAGGAUGCUCACAUGGACAUGAUAGAGGAUACGGCGUUGAUUACAUGCGGCUCAUAUUCUUGUUUUAGGAAGUCAUUUGCACCUAUGGGUGCUGGCGUUUUGAAUGUUUUUAGAUGAUAUCACUUGAAAAUGUAAUUGAGAGUCAAGUUGACAGAAUUAAAAUGUUGGCUACAAUAUAGGCCUGCCGAUGAUUAAAACCAAGCUUUGAUAUCGGGAAAACCAUGAG